GGAAGAAAGUGUGCAUUAUCCCCUAUAAAACGCAUGGAAAUGCAAAAUCAUCAUUUAAAAUAUUCAGUUACAUUUAUCCGAAAGGAUAAUGAUUGAUCUUAAAUUGGUGUUCCUCGCCCUUGUGGUGGGCGUGGUAUACGCCGAAGCAUCGUGUUGUGUUUACUACCACUACUACCCAGUUCAUCACAAAAAACCUGAGAAAAAAGUUAUCGUUAUUAAGAAUGAUCAAGAACAUCAUCAUCAUCACCAUCAUCAUCAUGGUCAUGAACACAACCAUGGGCAUCAUCACGGCCAUGAACACAAGCAUGGACAUGAGCAUAAGCAUGGUCAUGCUCACCAUCAUAAGCAUGGUCAUGAUCAUAAGCAUGGUCAUGAACAUAAGCAUGGACAUGACCAUCACCAUGGUCACGAACAUAAGCAUGGACAUGACCAUCAUCAUGGUCAUGAACAUAAGCAUGGACAUGAUCACCAUCAUGGUCAUGAACAUAAACAUGGUCAUCAUCAUGGGCACGAACACAAACAUGGGCAUCAUCAUGGGCAUCAUCACGGUCAUGAUCAUAAGCAUGGUCACGAUCAUCACCACAAACAUGGUCACGAACACAAACAUGGUCACGAACAUAAGCAUGUCAAUCAUCAUGGUCAUCAUCAUGGUCAUCACCAUGGACAUCAUCAUGGACACCAUCAUGGACACCACCAUGGACAUCAUCAUGGUCACGAUCAUAAGCAUGGUCAUCAUCAUGCACAUCAUCACGGUCAUCACCACGGGCAUCAUCAUGGACACCAUCACGGUCACGAUCAUGGACAUCACCACGGUCAUCAUCAUGGGCAUCAUCACGGUCAUCAUCAUGGUCACGAUCAUAAGCAUGGUCAUCACCACGGACACGAUCAUAAGCAUGGUCAUCACCACGGACACGAUCACAAACACGGACAUCAUCACGGACAUGGUCAUAAGCAUGGUCAUCAUCACGGGCAUGAUCAUAAGCAUGGCCAUGAUCAUAAAGGUGAACACAAACAUCAUCAUGGUCAUGAAAACAGUCAUAAGCAUCACCACGGACAUCAUCACGGUCAUCACGGCCAUCAUGGCCAUUCUCUUGACUUGGAUGGACAUUAUAGCAAUCAAAAACCUCAAGUCCAUAACCUUUUUGGUUUUCAGUAUAACCAUGUAUAAGCCUUGCAAAAUUGUACUCACAAUGAUACGUCUGAAUUGGUGCUCAAUGUAUAUAAAAAAAAGUUGUUUAUAGAAAUUAGUCUAAAUAUUUCCGCAUGUAACAAAUUUGUGUGAAUAAAUUUCGCUAUUAUGCUUUACUUCAUAAA
Parasteatoda tepidariorum (common house spider) is the source of this 1314-nucleotide messenger RNA. Lineage: Eukaryota; Metazoa; Arthropoda; Arachnida; Araneae; Theridiidae. The record is from RefSeq and is a predicted model, not a curated record.